Messenger RNA from Carlito syrichta (Philippine tarsier), 685 nucleotides. RefSeq names its product 40S ribosomal protein S2-like. Gene Ontology annotation, biological process: translation. The annotation marks the transcript as partial. The record is from RefSeq and is a predicted model, not a curated record. The transcript is spliced from 2 exons. Gene Ontology annotation, cellular component: ribosome; cytosolic small ribosomal subunit. NCBI's taxonomy places the organism in Eukaryota, Metazoa, Chordata, Mammalia, Primates, Tarsiidae. Gene Ontology annotation, molecular function: RNA binding; structural constituent of ribosome.
GGUCGGGGGCGAGGCCGCGGAGCUCGCGGAGUCAAGGCCCGAGGACAAGGAGUGGAUGCCUGUCACCAAGUUGGGCCGCUUGGUCAAGGACAUGAAGAUCAAGUCACUGGAGGAGAUCUAUCUCUUCUCUUUGCCCAUCAAGGAGUCUGAGAUCAUCGACUUUUUCCUUGGUGCCUCUCUGAAGGACGAAGUUCUGAAGAUCAUGCCUGUGCAAAAGCAGACUCGCGCCGGCCAGCGGACUAGGUUCAAGGCGUUUGUUGCCAUCGGGGACUACAAUGGCCACGUCGGUCUAGGUGUUAAAUGCUCCAAAGAAGUAGCCACCGCCAUUCGGGGGGCCAUCAUCCUGGCCAAGCUGUCCAUUGUCCCUGUGCGGAGAGGCUACUGGGGGAACAAGAUUGGCAAGCCCCACACUGUCCCUUGCAAGAGGCACUGGCAUCGUCUCGGCCCCGUGCCUAAGAAACUGCUCAUGAUGGCUGGCAUUGAUGACUGCUACACCUCAGCCAGGGGCUGCACUGCCACCCUGGGUAACUUCGCCAAGGCCACCUUUGAUGCCAUCUCUAAGACUUACAGUUACUUGACCCCUGACCUCUGGAAAGAGACAGUGUUCACCAAGUCUCCUUAUCAGGAAUUCACCGACCAUCUCGUCAAGACCCACACCAGAGUCUCCAUGCAGAGGACCCAGGCU